Molecule: messenger RNA, 6365 nt
Organism: Haplochromis burtoni (Burton's mouthbrooder)
Lineage: Eukaryota; Metazoa; Chordata; Actinopteri; Cichliformes; Cichlidae
Gene: sema4c
Product: sema domain, immunoglobulin domain (Ig), transmembrane domain (TM) and short cytoplasmic domain, (semaphorin) 4C
Exons: 17
Coding region: 844-3450 (868 amino acids)
Biological process (GO): positive regulation of cell migration; semaphorin-plexin signaling pathway; negative regulation of axon extension involved in axon guidance
Molecular function (GO): semaphorin receptor binding; chemorepellent activity
Source: RefSeq, a predicted model, not a curated record
AGGCUGGGGGCGCACACACGCUGCAGCGCCACGCACCCCUCACACACACUCCCAUAUACAUCAUUUCCAUUGGACAUUGGCACAGAGACGCAGCGCGACGACCACUCUGACAUAUCUGCUUGGUACGGACUGCCGAAACUUCUGAGACAGGGAGGCGGGUAGAUCCUUUUAGCUGGUCCCAGAUAGUGGAUUCAAUCCACGUUCUCGUUUCUUUCUUUGCUUUUUUCCCCUCUCCUCCUCAUUUUCUCCUCCUCCUCCUCGUCUUCGCCUGGUUUCGUGUUACAAAGCCCAGGGAGGGAGUUGCGCGGAGAGCCAGUUCUGUGUGAAAAACUGAAUGACAGGAUCAUAUGGCUUGAUUUGCCUUAUAGUCCAAACAUUUUUAGGAGGAAAAAAAGGCAUAGGAGACACGAGAGGAACUGCGAGAGAGAGCAUCAGAAAUUGAUGAGGAUGUGGAAUAAUUUAUAACUCAAAUUCAAAAACAAACGUGAGAUAACGGAGAAAGCAGAGAGAGAGAGACAGAGAGGCAGAAACGGAUACUGGCUCCAGUCGUCAGAGAAGGACGGAGAGCGGGGAGGAAAAGCGCAGGACGCAUUGCCCGUGAUCAUCAGCACCAUCACCGUAAUAAUAAGCCCAAUGUGACCUUCAUGUGCGACGUCUGUCUCUAGUCAACAUUCACAACGAAGACAAGACAGAGCGAAAAAACAUCUGAAGGAGAGAUUACGACGAGAGCACACGGACGCGCGAGGGAGGAGAAGAAAAACAAGCACGCUGCCAGGAGCUGGGCCGUUCUCUCAAGUUGCUCUGAUCGACUGAUUGAUCCCUCGAUCCAUCGCUCAGCGCCAAAUGGGAGCUCCCAUAGGAGGUAUGUGGGGGACCAAGGUCUUCCUCCUGGUGUUUCUGGUCGGAUGGGAGAAAUCGCUGGGCCUCAACUGGAACCCGAUCCCGCGCAAGACUGUUCGAAAUCAAGAUGUGUUGGACAGCAUGGCCAGGUUUAGCGUGCCGGGAGUGUUCAACUACAGCAUGCUGACUCUGUCUGACCACGAGAGGGUCUUGUACGUCGGAGCACGGGAGGCUUUGUUCGCCUUGGACCCCAAUGACAUUAGCAGACAGCUAAGGCCACAGAUUGACUGGCCAGCUCCGCAGGACAAGAAGAGGGAAUGUGUUGCCAAGGGCAAAAACAACCAGACCGAGUGUUUCAACUACAUCCGUUUCCUCCAGAGCUACAACCACACACUCCUCUACACCUGCGGCACCUACGCCUUCCAGCCCAAAUGCACUUACGUGAAUGCAGAUUCUUUUACCCUCAACGCUGCAGCCCUGGAAGAUGGGAAGGGAAAAUGCCCGUAUGAUCCCGCCAAGGGGCACACUGGCCUUAUAGUGGAUAAGGAGCUGUACUCGGCAACACUCAACAACUUCCUGGGUACAGAGCCAGUCAUUCUGAGAAACCUGGGCCAACAGCAUUACAGCAUGAAGAGCGAAUACUUGCCUGCUUGGCUCAAUGAGCCUGACUUUGUGGGCUCAGCCCUGGUGAGGGAGAGCAGCGGCAGUAAAGAGGGCGACGACGACAAGAUCUACUUCUUCUUUACCGAGCGAGCCAUGGAGCUGGAUUGCGACACCGAGCCCAACGUGGCCAGGGUGGCUCGCGUCUGCAAGGGCGAUCUGGGUGGAACCAGGACCCUGCAGAAAAAGUGGACCACCUUCCAGAAAGCCCGGCUGGAGUGCUCCCUCCCAGAGCGUCACGUCUAUUUCAACAACCUGAGAGCCGUCUUCACCCUGCCGGGGCAGGACUGGCGGGGGACCACCUUCUACGGCAUCUUCCACGCUCAGUGGGGUGACGUGGACGUGUCAGCUGUGUGUCAGUACCAGAUAAGUAACGUGAAGGAGGUGUUCAAAGGGUCCUACAAGGAGUACAGAGAGGCGUCCCAGAGGUGGGGACGUUACACGGGUUCUGUCCCCACACCGCGACCAGGAUCGUGUAUAACCAACUCAGACAGGGAGAACGGCUACAACAGCUCCCUGCAGCUGCCUGACGCCACGCUCAACUUUGCCAAGAAGCACCCUCUGAUGGAGGACAAAGCUCUGGGCCGCCUCCUGCUGCUCACCAAGGGCGUCAACUUCACGAGGCUGGCGGUGGAUCGUGUCAGCGCCCUGGACCAGAGGCCGUACAACAUGCUCUUCAUCGGCACAGCGGAGGGCUGGCUGCAGAGGGUGGUGAUCCUGGGUUCAGAGGCCCACGUGAUAGAGGAGAUCCAGCUGUUUGAAACGGCCCAGCCAGUCGACAGCCUGACCAUCUCCCACGCCAAGAAGUACUUGUACAUCGGAUCUCGUUCUGAGGUUCUCCAGCUGCCCUUGGCCAACUGCAGCCGCUAUCAGUCUCAGCCAGACUGUCUGCUCGCCCGGGAUCCCUACUGCGCCUGGGACAGCGAGGGUAGGGCCUGCGUCCGCAUCGACCUCCACCGAGGGUCCACCUCCUCCCUCUCACAGGACCUCAUGCUGGAGAGGUUCAACCGGGGAAAAGCCAAGUUUGAUAAGCCGGUUUCCAUCCCCAGCCCUGAGCACUCCCGUCUCAGGAACGUCACCGUUGUGGUGGGGUCUGACAUGGUGCUGCCCUGCCAGCUGGUCUCCAACUUGGCUCAGCCUUGUUGGGUUCUCAAUGACCGUGAGCUUCAGCUGGGUGAUCCGGAGGCAGGAGGGCCGCGCUUCGACCGGACCCUCAAAGCUCUCAUCAUCCCUGAAGCGGGCCAGUUGCAAGCGGGCCGCUACAUCUGCUACUCUGAGGAGCAGGGAGUCAAGUUUCAGACAGAACGCUACCAGGUGGCAGUGGUAGCCAGCGCUCCAGUCUUCAUGGAAGCACGGGCUCCGGACAGCAGCAUGGGCCUCUUCUGGGUGCUGGUCAUCACCCUCGGAGCAGCGUGCCUGCUGCUUCUCGUCGUAGCUCUGUACCUGCGCAGGAGGCUGAAGCUGGCCCUGGGAAAGGGAGUAGACAUGAAGCCUCUCGAGAGCACCCUCGUAUACCCCAUCACCCUGCCUAAGGAGCCGCCCACCUUUGUGCCUAGCAAGAUGCCCACGGAUGAAGACCGCUUCUGGGAGACAGGUGCCAACUACUAUUAUUCAGACGGCUCCCUGAAGAUCGUUCCCGGUCAUGCCCUGGGGCCCAACAGUGUCAGCAGCACGGCGUCGCCCAGCGCCAUACCCGGCCAGCCCAUCCACUCCCCCAGCCGUCUCAGCCUCACAAACAUCAGAGGCUCUGGUAGCAACGGCUACAUCCGCCUCAACCUGAGCACAGCAGGGGAGGAAAGGGCUAGCGGGACUGGUGCUGGGGGAGGUGGGCUGGGAGGCCUCGGCAUGGGUGGGAACGACUACUCCAGCCCCUUCAAGGAAGAGCUGAGACGCACCCUGCAGCAGAGAAGCGUGCUACCCGACGCCAACCCGGAGGAGUCGUCGGUGUAGGCCCGUCCUCCUCCGUCUCCGUUCCCCGAGUUUGAAAAAAAAAAAAACAACCAACCUACCUCUGUCCUUUCGAGGAUGCCUGCUCUCUCUCUCUUGCAACAACAUGCUGUCAAUUCCCCCGCGCUCUCUCUCUCUCACUCCCUCUUUCUCGCUCCACCAAUGGCUGUUUGGCUCACUGUAGACAUUUAUAGCACACAGCAUGUUAAAUAUACACACUCAUACACUGUGUUCGAGCGACAUGAACUCUUCUAAUUAUUGUGUUUUGGACAACAUGCAGUCAUGGUUGUGGCUUUUUCUGCUUCCACUGUGAAACCGCCACUUGUGUACAUUGUGUAUUUAAGAAGAAAAAAAAAGGACGAACGCAGGGGAGAACACCUCGAGCACGGAAAUCAAACAAAUGGCGUUACCUGUUCUCAGAAGGGCACAUUUCUUCUACAAAGAGCGGACCAAGCGAAGCGUUUUGCCCCAGUUCUCAAACCACUUGACAAACGACAAGGACAACUAACUGGAAAUAUUGAACUGAUUCUCUGUCUUUCUGCUCCUUUGAGACUUUUACAGCUUACUGCACUUAAAAACUGGAAGCGUGUCUUCCCUUUUUUUGUAUUCGUGAGCCGAGAGUGUGAGAGCAGUUGAAAAAAAGCCUAAUCUCUAAGCAAGACGACAAUCAUGUCCCCGAGCUUUGUACGGGAUGGAAAGGAGAGAGGAGAGAGAGAGAAAGACAAAGAGAAGAAAUUCAAUGGAAAAAGACGUUUUUUAAAUAUUUUUUGUUGAAUGAAGGACAGUCUCUCGAGACAGUUUGUAUUUUCGCCCCUUCCACACCUUGUAUUUACCACCCGAGAAAGACUUCGAUCUCUUCCUUUUUGAUUUGAUGUGAUGACCGUUGCUUUGAAUUAAGACAUUUCUCGUUAUUCGUUUGCUCUGGAAAUACGGCAGUGUUCAAAUAGUCAUCGGCGACUAACGGCUCCCCACUUUUGAAUGACAAUGCGAGGAAAAGCUCCUGGCGUUACAUUACUCCUCGCACGGCCCUGCAUGGCGACCUUCAAACACACCUUCAAGUCCACUAUACUUCAAGUGCACUCCAUAUGACAGUUAUUAAGAGUCACAGAGUGUGACAGAUAGGUGUUUUGGUUGCACUUUUUUUUUCUGUGGAAGCUUGUGCAAAGGCUAUUUGCAUUCAGCUCAUAGCAGCUGAGCAGUAAUUGCACACUUGAUUUCAAAUCGAAGUUGACGUGAAGACAUUUGGCACGGAGAAUGUAGCUGAGCCCUCGCUGUUGCGACCGCUGUGGAUGUCUCAAUAAGUGCUUUAUAUUCGAUGUAUUUGGUGAGGGUGGUAACUUGCACUGCCAAGAAAGAAACUACCCCUCCCACACACCCUUUUACACACACACACAGACACACUCACAGUCCUCUGAAUCCCAACCAUCCUGGACUACAGUGUGUUUGUGAUGGAUCCUUAAACCCCCUUGAAACCCCCCUCCCUGUUACCGACGCCCAGAGACGGACCCGGAGCUACUGUGGACUUAUACAGACGGAGAAUAAUGUAAAACAUGACGACAUGAAGAGAACAUACACACACUCAUACAUACAGUGUUGAUGGACAGACAGACUGAAUGAACCUGUACCGACAAACACGUGGCUCCAGACAGAAAGUGGCCAGAAACCAGUGAAAGGGGGUGGCUUUUAUUUUUGGGACAUGUCUGUCGGGACCAGCGGAGCACAGCAAGAAAGAAGGGGACGGACAAAAAAAUGUGUUUUUGCCCCUCUGUGUACAGAGCCUUGAGAGAGAUGUAGAAUAUUAAAAUGAUCCCAAGGUUGAAGAGGUAGUCGACCAUCAGCACUCCAUCCUAGUGUUGCAUGAUUCUCUGCAAGUGGACUGUACAUCUUUGAUAUGAUCAUCCUUGUACAUCAUUUUGUUUGAUCAUUUUUGGACUUUUACAGACACUAAUAUUGUGCAACACUAAUGCUCUCUUUGAAAAAAGAAAAGAAAAAAUAUUUCUGGUUUUAUGGCUCAAGAGUUGUACAGGAUUUCAUUGCUGCAUUUCAACAUGUUUACCUUUUCUAAGCCUCUUCACCUUUUGGAAAAGCCAAAGUAGACUGCAAUUGCUUUUGUUCUUGUUGAAAUAUUGAUUUAAUUCAAUUGCAGAUUGAUAUUUAAGUAUCAGCAGUCCGUCCAGUUUGCUGAAUUGAGCUGAUAUCUGCGACCUUUCAUAUUUUAUCUACAGCUAAAUUUCCCCCGGAGCAAAAUGAAAAAGAAGACUUGAGACUGAUGAACUUCCUGUUUACAUGUCAGUCAUUUAUCUGCUGAAUUUCUUAUCUCCUAACUUAAUGAAAGACUGAAUGAUGUACCAAAACUAUUAUUUAAUUUUUUAGCUCCUGAAAGCCAAAUAAAUAGUGGUGGAUCAGGAGCAGAUCUGUGAUUAAAAACAAUAUGUCAACAUUAUAGUAUUAAAUUCCCAAAAGCCAAAAGCUAAGAACACAUUAUCUCUUUACACUGGUACUUGGUUAUGUCUUAAUAUUUCUCCUUUUUUUAACAAUUAGAAUUUUAUUUAAUAUAACAUGUUGCAAAAACUAAAAAGAUAACAGGUCUCAGGCUUGGAAAAAAAUGCAUGUGUAGUGUAUUUUAUGUACAUUUCUUCACUUCCAGUGCAUUUGUCUGCUUGUAAUAUUUUCUCUCACACGAGGCUUUAAGUUCUGCUGUUUUCAUGCUUUAUCAUUUGGAUUAUUCUGUUACCACCCGAGGUUUAGUUUGUCCCAUUUUUGCUUUUCUGUUAUUGGUUUAUUAUGUUUGUUUUUAAAGUAUGUUAAGUAACUUAUUUCAUUUGUAAAAACAUGUUGAUAUUUAUUACCAUUGUACAUAUGUCCUUAUUUUUUAUAUGUGUAUAGACAUACACAAAUAAAGAUAGAGAUCUACUGGA